Rubroshorea leprosula is the source of this 992-nucleotide messenger RNA. The record is from the annotation of a GenBank genome assembly. NCBI's taxonomy places the organism in Eukaryota, Viridiplantae, Streptophyta, Magnoliopsida, Malvales, Dipterocarpaceae.
UUAGACCGUAGUUUUUCUAGUGGAAGCUUAUUCUAUUGAUCAUAAUUUAACAGGCGGGGUGUGGUUGAGAAUCACACUGGCUCAAAUGCUGUUGCCGGGUUAUUCUUUAUAUUCUUUAUAAAGUUAGCUACAUGCCCUGCGACACAUAAUGAGCCAGCCUCAGUACAACUGAAGGCAUGACGAUGACCCUCACGAUCAAUUGAUAUGGAAGAGCCUUGGACCUGCUGACGAAUCUGCAAGCAUAAAAGAUAUGUUAGACAUUCCACCAACAAAACCAGCUCAUGGUUUUGGUUGGAUUAAAAAACCCAUUUAAAUGUCAUUUCCCCAUUCUGACUCAAUUUCUUCUCUUGAGCCAAAAGAAGCUGUACAGCAUCAACCAUUCUCAUUUCCCUCAAUUUAUUCAACAGAAGGAAAGGAAACAUGGUUAUUUAGCAAAGCAGCAAAACUGGAAAGCUUGCAGAAAUUUUGCAAGUCUAAAAUUGAUGGAUGUGUGUAAGCCGAGAGAGAGAAGGGAUAUAGCAAAGGGAGCUGAUGAUCAACAGUGAAGAAAUGGGAAGAAUCAAAGGAAAUUACGCUGAGAAAGUAAUGGGCUUAUGAGGUUACCUUAAGAAGUAUAAGUGGCCUGAAGUCCGAGAGUGUCUUGUGGAUGAUGAGUGGAUCAAGCUUUUUCAAGCUUGUGAGGUUAGCUUAAAAAGUAUAAGUGGCCUGAAGUUGAAGAGUGUCUCAUGGAUGAGAGUUGAUCAAGCUUUUUCAAGCUUGUGAGGUAAACUUGAAUCUACCAAAAACUUUGUUGUGGCUCAUGAUUUUCUAUAAAUCCAUUUCUAGCAAUCUGUAGACGAGUUAUAGCUUUUCAUUCCUAGUUGAAAUCUUUGUUUUGUAUUGCAUGAAUUUGAGUUUCUGACUGCUUGUUUAACUGUAAGUUGUGUUGAAACUUAUUUCUUACAAACUAGUAUGUCUUUGGCAUAAGUUUUAAAUAUAGCUUCAUCUACACC